Messenger RNA from Kockovaella imperatae, 1135 nucleotides. Its product is annotated as CRAL-TRIO domain-containing protein. The record is from RefSeq and is a predicted model, not a curated record. Gene Ontology annotation, molecular function: phosphatidylinositol transfer activity. Lineage: Eukaryota; Fungi; Basidiomycota; Tremellomycetes; Tremellales; Cuniculitremaceae. The coding region runs from base 42 to 1070 and encodes 342 amino acids. The transcript has 9 exons.
CGUACAUUCAUCCUUUGCACGUUCUCUCCUCCGGCCAAGAGAUGGACUCAGAGACGUCUGGUCCAUCGACCACGCGUUUUGAUACAUCUCUUCUGACUCCGCCUUUCUCAUACACCAUCCCGGAGCCAGCAGAGCUCACAGCCGAACAGCACACCAGGUUGAAUGAAGUGAUAGCUCACUUUUCCAAAGAUGCCUUUGAGCUGCCCGUCAAGGAGGGCGAUACGGAGCACAAAUCUGGGUUGACCGAGAGGGAGUUCAUGUUCCUGUCGAGAGAAACAUUCCUUAGAUUCAUCACUGCCACAAAGGGCGAUGUCUCAGAAGCUAUCAAGCGUAUAGAAGCUUGCAUCGUAUGGAGACGGACGGUGAAGAUUGAAGAUGUCCAGGCGAUGGCCGAUGACUGCGAACCAGAGUCCAGGACAGGCAAGAACCUCACCAUGGGAUUCAGUCCGCAAUGCCGUCCGAUCAUGUACUUUUUCCCUAAUCGAAAUACCACCCCUCUGGAGCAAAGGCGGAUCGUUCAUCCUCUUUUCCUCAUCGAGAGAGCAAGAGAUCUGAUGCCUGCAGGUGUAUCCAACGUGGUGGUGAUUUUCAACUUUGCAGGCAAGAGACAAGGUCCACCGAGUAGCGUGUCAGUAAGUCUGAGUGACUUGUUAUCACGGUCAAGAAAACCCUUUUUUGACACAUGCUCAUCUCACAACCAGAACGCCCGUCAACUCUUGUACAUUCUCGCUCAACAUUAUCCUGAAACGCUCAGCCUAUCCUUCUUUCAGGAUCUUCCGUGGAUCGUGAAAGGCUUCAUCAAUCUCAUGUGGCCAUUCGUCGAUCCCAAUACGAGGAAGAAGGACGUGGAGGCAUCACAGUUGCUGAAGGAAUGCGGAGGAGAUCUCAAUAUCCCUUACGAACACGACAGUUACUGGAAACCAAUGGUGGACGUGUGCUUAGACAUUAGACAGAAGCAAGAAGAAACGUUCCGGGCGCUUGGCCCACCUCGUGUUGGUGUUGAGGAACAGCUGUGGCGCCGGGCGCAUGGGUCCAUGCCGCCUUCUGGCGAUGUCAACACAGGCACAUAGAUGUCAUUACGGUCACGGCACGAACCGCGAUUUUCAUCUUCAAAAACAGCUUCCAGACCAGUUCG